Lucilia sericata (common green bottle fly) is the source of this 2797-nucleotide messenger RNA. It is a transcript of the gene js, whose product is annotated as cell wall protein DAN4. Gene Ontology annotation, molecular function: chitin binding. The record is from RefSeq and is a predicted model, not a curated record. The transcript has 7 exons. The coding region runs from base 419 to 2482 and encodes 687 amino acids. Gene Ontology annotation, cellular component: extracellular region. NCBI's taxonomy places the organism in Eukaryota, Metazoa, Arthropoda, Insecta, Diptera, Calliphoridae.
UAAAUUUCAAAGCUUUGGGAAUUUUAGUUCUGAUUUGAACUUUGCUUAAAGCGGUUGUGUUUAACGGAAUAUUCAUUUGUACGUCAAAAGACUUUAAAAACGUUUAUAAAGAUAUAAAUUUACAAAUAACAAUCAGUUGAAUCUUGCCAAACAAAAGUCGCUAAAAUAAAAUCAAUAAAUUACAAAAAAAAAAAAAAAACAGAAACGUAAAACUAAAACCUCUAAAGCUUCAAUAGAACAAAAAAAUUGUUUAUAAAAAAAUUCUAAAUAUAAAGAAAAAAAUCCACAAUUUCGUAUUGCUAGAUAACUGGGUGUGAAGAGCUUUAUCUAUUUAUUCAAAUUACACAGUGUCAAACCAUUAUACGUUGAUUAAGUUUUACAACUCCUUUUCCCCUUCUACAGGCCUCAUUUACACACUAUGGUAAAUCAUAAUUGGUUUUUGGCCACUGUGCUACUGUGGCUGCUGCUUUGUUAUCACAACUUGUGUAUAAAUGCUCAGAGUCAAAAUGCAAUUGGAGCUCAUCGAACAUUUCAAAAGACUUCAUUUUCGUGUGCUGGUCGACCAUCUGGCUACUAUGCUGAUAUUGAAACUGGUUGUCAGGUCUACCACAUGUGUGAUGGUCUGGGACGACAAUUUAGCUAUUCAUGUCCGAAUACAACCUUAUUCCAACAGCGCAUGCUAAUAUGUGAUCAUUGGUAUAUGGUGAAUUGUUCCAAAGCUGAAAGUGAUUACACGGCAAAUUUGUUAAUAGGCCAACGUGAUAAACCAUUUGUUAACGAUGAGGAAAAUAGCUUACGUACCCCCCGACCAGAUCUGUUAGAUCGUCCUUAUGCUCCCGACUACUCAGGGGAAUCGUUUAGGAACCAAUAUCAAAAGUCACUUUCAUCAGUGCUAAAUCAAAUCUAUGAUCAUACAGCUCAAAAAAUGAAAGAGAAAACUCUACAAUCGCAACAAAACCAAUUGGGUACCGGACAACAGAGAUGGAAAAUACCACCACCUAGUCGCAUUAUAUUACCACCAGCUUAUGAGCCCCAAAUAUUAGAGGAAAGUAGUGCAAAACCCUCAACCCGCACCUCAUAUUAUACUUCAACUGUAACGACCACAACGCGAAAACCUUCGACCUUGAGACCCACAGCAAUUACUAAAAAUCAAUCCGCGAAAUUUAAUAAUGUUGCUGCUUUACACAAUCGCCACGAUGAACAUUUGCAAUUGGAACACGAUGACUUAGGCACCAGUCACAGUACACGUUAUAACACUUCGGCUGAUUUUAAUUCAGCGGAAGAUCGUUUUGCCAAGACACCACAAAAAGUUACUACACCACGAAAAUCUACCUACAAUAGCAACUUUAACAAUGCCUUUACCACAGCCAAACCAGCCGCCACCACGAGGAAAACUACAUUAAAUCCUAAAAUAAAAGUACCUUCCAAAAUCUACGAACCUCCUUUAUUAUAUCCCAUUUACAAUAUGGAUGAUAACACAGCCACAACUACAAUGAGACCUACCUUUAGAGCAUCAACAGCUUCACCGUUUGUAACACGUGUAUCGGCUACCACAAGUACGACCACUACUAAAGCCCCAACUCGACCAACAACCGUAAUAGGCAAACCAUUUACUCGCUCCUCAUUUAGCACCAGUACAAAAGUGGGCACAAAUUCCAAUAACAUUGAUAGAUUUGAUGUUUCGAAAUUAAGUAAAGAAAUUAGAACACCUGCACCAGCCCAAGGUUUUAAACCACCUACACCUACUCCCCCGGUUAAAAAUUCUAGAACUACACAAAAUUCAACAUACAAUAAACCAGAUCGGGGUAGUAUAAAACAUGAACAGCCCUCAAAACAAUUGUUACCACCUUUAGCAGAUUUUAUAACACAUGAUGUGGCGACCACCCAAGGACCACCUAUAUAUUAUGAAUGGAAAGUUCCCUCUGAUGGUUUAGAGCCACCAAAACUAGACUCUCCCAUAGGAGUAGAUGGCAGAGAAUAUCCCGAAACCGUAAUUGAUUACAAUUCUAUAAGUACAAAUAAUGGCUUCAGCUCAAUCUCCUCCUUUGGCAUAGAUCAAAAUAAAAGCAAUAAUACGAGCAGUAGAAAAUCCGAAAAUAAAACAACUAUAACCUCACGUUCCCCCAUUUCCAGAUCAAUUAAAGAAACGGGACAGCCUAAAGGUGUAAAUGAAACUAAAACAAAAACCUCUACCACAAGCACGACCAGAGCGUCUACCAGUACACAAAGAUCUAGUAAUCCAGGGGAUAUAUUCCAAAUACGUAAAGAACUUUCAGUACCCGAAUAUGCUUUUCCUCUGGAAAAUGUUGGGCGUACGGGCUAUUUAGAUACCGAUGUUUAUAACUCAUUUCAAUUGAAAAUACCCGAAAGACGUGCCGAUACAGAUGAACAUAUACAUUGGUAUGGUGAAAAUCCUAAGUGUCCUGAAUGUCAUCCGUCCUAUGUUAGACCGGGUACCUGUGAACCCUGCAUACGAAGAUAGGACGCAAGCUAGCAGCAGUUUAUUGCAAAAAAAAAACAAGUAUUUUGAUUCAUUUUACAAUUUAGUUUUUAAAAAAUAAAUCAUAAAAAAACUUCUUCAUUCUUCAAUUGACAUUCAUUAAAUAGAUGGAAAUAAUUAGAGGCAUUCGAAAUUUCUUCACUUUGCAAUUAAUAUGUUUCAUUGUAAUUUAUAAGUUAUUGUUUACCAUAUUAGAGUAAUAUGUCUUCAAGAAUUUCCUAUUGUAUACAAUUUAGAUAACAUAAAUACUACAUUAUACUUAAUACAUUAAUGCAAAUAAUGUCAACGAGAAAUGUU